GCGCGUUGGUGGGAGGCCUCACGGAGGGCGCGCCCGGAGGAAGCAAGGCAGCUGCAGGGAAGCUCGAAGCCAAGAUGGAGGCUGCUAGUUGCUCCGCCGCCGCGGCAAACGGGGCCGUGGGCUCGCAGCGGGACCGGAGCCUGGUGCCUGAGCGGCUGCAGAGACGGGAACAAGAGCGGCAGCUGGAGGUGGAAAGGCGGAAGCAAAAGCGGCAGAACCAGGAGGUGGAGGAGGAGAAGAGCGACUUUUUCGCCGCCGCCUUCGCUCGGGAGCGAGCGGCCGUGGAAGAGCUUCUGGAGAGCGGGGAAUCCAUGGAGCAGCUGGACGAGGCGGCCGCUCGGCUCCAGGGCCUGCAGAAACUUGUCAACGACGCGGUUUUGUUCCUGGCCGCCUACGACCUGCGGCAGGGACAGGAGGCGCUGACGCGGCUGCAGGCGACCCUGGCCGAGCGGCGCCAGGAGCUGCAGCCCAAGAAGCGUUUUGCUUUCAAGACCCGGAGGAAGGACGCUGUUUCGGCCACCACGGUAGACGCAGCUCCCGGCCCCGCGGCGGCCGAAGGCAUCCUGGCCUUCCCGCCGCCAUUGAAGGAGGAGGGAGGAGGCAUCGGCUCCGGCUUUGUCUUCGGCUUCUCCAAUGUGGAGUCCCAAGUCUUGGAGAAGCGGGCGGAGGAGCUGCACCAGCGCGACGUCCUUUUGACCGAACUGAGCAAGUGCACAGUCAGACUGUAUGGUAAUCCCAAUACCUUGCGACUAGCCAAAGCCCGAGGCUGCACGCUGCUCUGCGGCCCGGUGUCCACUUCUGUGUUCCUGGAAGACUGCAGUGAUUGCGUGCUGGCCGUGGCCUGCCAACAGCUCCGCGUACACACUACGAGAGACACCCGCAUCUUCUUGCAGGUGACCAGCAGAGCCAUCGUGGAGGACUGCAGCGGGAUCCAGUUCGCCCCUUAUACCUGGAGCUACCCGGGGAUCGACAAGGACUUCGAGGGCUCUGGCUUAGAUAGGAGCAAAAAUAACUGGAACGACAUUGACGACUUCAACUGGCUGGCCCGGGAUACGGCCUCCCCAAACUGGAGUAUCCUUCCUGAAGAAGAACGAACGGUCCAGUGGGACUAAGCCCUUGUCACUGCGUUCUUCACUCCUACCAAAUACUUCCCAUGUGGGAUCGGCUCCUGCUAAUGGGACUUCAGAGUUUACUUACUGUUUUCAUACUUUGUAUAUUUUCAGUAUUUUAAAGCCUGAGAUUGCGUAUAGGCUCCUACUUGCGCUUUCCAUUAAAUUCACGACAGGUUUAACACUUUGAAACAUUUUUGCUAUUUCGGUAAUGUGUAAUAGCUUUUAUUUGAUUAUGGUAGUUUGAAGCAGUAAGAGGAAAAGUGUGGGUGUGUGUUGGUUAUUAAUGAUCUGUGGUGUUUAAUACGUACUGCAUGAUAAAGUAGGUCUUCAAUAAAUAUUUAAUAAGUGAAUUUGAUAGGGUGUUAGUAGGAGUCAGUUAAUGUAAAGUACGGCAUCAAACCUGUGCAAAACUAGUGAUUGAGAGCUCUUGAAUUGAAGGUUUGACUUCUGUAGGUAUUACUCAGUAGGGUGGUGGAAAACUCGUCUUCAGGUACACAUUAGCCUGGGUUUCUGGAAUCCAGCUGCUUACUCAUCAACCCCAGGAGGCUCAUGAGUCUUACCAACUGAAAAGCCAAAAUAAUUAUAGCUACCAGGUUUUUUUUUUUUUUUUUUUUUUUUUUUUGGUGCCCUUAAAAGGUCAUAGAUACUGUUCUAAACACCAUACUCAUGUCAACGUGACUAAGUCCAGAAAAUCUUAUGAGGUAGGUUCUGUUAACACCAUUUAUCAAGUGAAGUAGUUGAGUCACUGGAGUCACACAGCUCAAGUGGACUGGGAUUUGAAACCAGAUAGUCUGGCUCCAGAGUCCACCUUUGCAACCACUAUAAACUGAUUUUGAAUAGUGUUCAUUGAGUUGGAAAUAGAUCUUCCAAUGUCAUUAAAGAGGACAAAUUGUUUUUCCGAAUUUCUCAGGAAUAAAUAUGCUACAUAUUCUCACACAAAAA
Molecule: messenger RNA, 2054 nt
Organism: Canis lupus familiaris (dog)
Lineage: Eukaryota; Metazoa; Chordata; Mammalia; Carnivora; Canidae
Gene: TBCC
Product: tubulin folding cofactor C
Exons: 1
Coding region: 75-1112 (345 amino acids)
Biological process (GO): tubulin complex assembly; post-chaperonin tubulin folding pathway
Cellular component (GO): cytoplasm
Molecular function (GO): tubulin binding
Source: RefSeq, a predicted model, not a curated record